Messenger RNA from Acyrthosiphon pisum (pea aphid), 1632 nucleotides. Its product is annotated as adhesive plaque matrix protein. The coding region runs from base 84 to 1343 and encodes 419 amino acids. The record is from RefSeq and is a predicted model, not a curated record. The transcript has 2 exons. Lineage: Eukaryota; Metazoa; Arthropoda; Insecta; Hemiptera; Aphididae.
CUGAAACUACGGUUGUCCUGUCAUUCAUUCGAUUCGUCUGUCUUCAAGCUAGUGCACCGAGAACAACCAAACGAGACGAAGCUAUGAAGUCGUUUUCAGUGUUCUGUUAUGCGGUGUGCGCGGUGACCGUUAUCGGUUCGACAAGGUGCGAACCGGCAGAGGACAGUGCUUCGACCGACAAAGCACCACCAGCCAACAGGAGGAGCAUCGGCGAGUACCAUGGACUGUACGCCCCGGCGUAUCACACUCACUAUGGUGCGGCCACGGCCAGCUAUCACGGCCACUACGCCCCAGCGACGGCCCACUACCACGCUCACGGUUACGCAGCUCCGGCACACUAUCACGGCCACGGCUACGCACCGGCACACUAUCACAGUCACGGGUACGCACCAGCACACUAUCACAGUCACGGGUACGCACCAGCACACUAUCACCAUCAUGAGACAACUGUGCAUGGGUUCAAACACCAGCCUGUCGUCUACCAGUCGGUGGUAAACACGUAUCCAACGGCCACCACGGUCGUCCACAAACCAGUGCCGGUGCCCGUCGCACACCCUGUCCCGGUGCCCGUCGUCCGACCCGUGGCCGUUGAAGUUCCUCGGCCGUACCCAGUGGCCGUCAACCGACCAUACCCGGUGACCGUCAUCAAGCCCGUCGCCGUGCCCGUGGCCCAGCCGUACCCGGUGACGGUCUACAAACCGUACCCGGUGCCCGUGUACCGGCCGCUCCCGGUGGCCCCGGUGGCCAGGCCAGCCGCUACCACCGUACAUUACGUCACCAGACUUCCGACAGUUCGCGUACCGCUCGUCAGGUAUCCGGCACCGUCAUAUCACUCGCAUUCUUACGCUCCACACUAUCACGGUGCGGUGGCUUAUCAGGGUCCGUCUUCAUACCAGGGACCGUCUGCUUAUCAGGGACAGUCAUCGUACCAGGCUGCACAGUCGUCGUUACUGCAAGGAUCGACUGCUUACCAGGGACCAUCGGCUUACCAGGGACCGUCGUCGUACCAGGCGGCGUACCCAACUGAGGCAACGUCUUCUUAUCUGCAACAGCUGGCGGCUCUUAGAGCGGCCGGUGGCAACUACGAUGUGAACGAAGCGGCCGCACAGCAACAGACACUCCAAGACGAAUAUUCAUACCUACAAGAGCAACGGGAUGUCGGCGCCACCGAUAUCCAUCACCAUCACCACGACGAUGAUGCCCAUCAUCUGCACGAGCACGGCUUGAUCGACCAAGACGGUGGUUUAGGAUCCAGCGCGGGUUACCCGUCGUUGACGGCUGACGAGACAUUCAAGACCAGCUUGGGAGUGCCAAACACCGACUACACAGGCAAGAAGAAAUAAAAUAUUCGCGACGACUACAGCAGAUCUGUGGUGUCAACUCGAAACGCUAGGACUUGUUGAAAAAAAUUUCUUUCAAAUUCCCCUUGAACACCGCCUAGUCCCGGGAGACGACUGUAUUAUAUACUUUGUUUAUUGUUAUAUUACUAUUAUUAUUAUUAUUAUUAUUAUUAUUAAAUAUUAUAUAGUAUGCCAUCGGGUUAGUAGACUCGACUGUAGCCUGUAGAUACAUUGUGUCAUUUUGUUGAAAUAAAUGUGCAUGUAAUAAUUGUUAAAAUUGCCACUACAUACA